This is a messenger RNA of Dioszegia hungarica, 1710 nucleotides long. Its product is annotated as putative Serine/threonine kinase. NCBI's taxonomy places the organism in Eukaryota, Fungi, Basidiomycota, Tremellomycetes, Tremellales, Bulleribasidiaceae. Gene Ontology annotation, biological process: peptidyl-serine phosphorylation. The record is from RefSeq and is a predicted model, not a curated record. The transcript has 4 exons. Gene Ontology annotation, cellular component: cAMP-dependent protein kinase complex; nucleus. The coding region runs from base 1 to 1710 and encodes 569 amino acids. Gene Ontology annotation, molecular function: cAMP-dependent protein kinase activity; ATP binding.
AUGGACAUCGAUCACCUCGUUCCUUCCUCUGCCUCCUCUUCAACCUCCGCCUCAUCCACCCCGAAACCAUCCACCAGCAAAUUCAAGCUCGACCCCAUGUCUUUGCUCCUCCCACACGAGCGCGAGGCGUAUCAGCAGCAGCAAAAAGAGCAGCAGCGGGCAUUGAGGGAGCAGCAGAAGCAGCAGCAGCGCGCUCAGGAGCAACAGCAGCACAGGCAGCAGCAGGGUGGGGAAGGGGAGGGCGCUGGAUUCUACUCGGGCUCGGGACAUCAGGCGUGGGAGGCAAGUGUGCGGAAUACGAAUACUGGCCCGGCGGUGGGGAAGAGUACGCGGCAGACGAGCAGUAUGGGCGAUCAGAGCGGAAGACAGCGGUCUGAGACGCAACAACAUCAUUAUAUGCCACCUCCACCUCCUCCUGUGACAAUCAGCCAAAAUCUCCCCCUCUCCCCUCCUCCAUCCAUUGUCUCUACCCCACCGGCAUCAUGGGACGCCAUGUCGGUCUCGUCAUCCUCUGGCCAGCCGACCGAGCCAUCGUCCGUCACUGCUGCUCGGGAAUGGGCACGUCGACAACAGUCUCAUCAGCACUCGGGCGGGAAAGCGCGUCUGGAGGACUGGGAGAUUGUCGAAACUCUAGGCACAGGGACAUUCGGACGCGUCCUCCUCGUCCGUCAACGCCCAAACUACCGGCCGACAUCCUACCACCCCAUCUUCCCACACCUCUUUCAAUCCCUUGACCCCCUCUCCCCAUCCCCCUCCUCCACACAAGCGGCAGACGGUCAGCUCCCCCACUUCGCCAUGAAGGUGCUGAAAAAGUCCGAAAUCGUCCGCCUUAAGCAAGUGGAGCAUAUCAACUCGGAACGCGCCAUCCUCGAUCGCGUCCGUCAUCCGUUCGUCGUGGAGCUAUACGCGACAUAUCAGGACUCCCUGAACGUAUAUAUGCUCCUCUCCUACAUUCCCGGCGGAGAGCUCUUCUCGCACCUCCGUCGAGCCGGCCGGUUCUCGGCGGACGUCACUCGGUUCUACCUUGCCAGUAUCGUCCUAGCCAUCGAGUACCUGCACGGCAGCAAUAUCAUCUACCGGGACCUCAAACCCGAGAAUCUCCUCCUAGAUCGGCAGGGGUACCUCCGGAUCGCGGAUUUCGGGUUCGCCAAACUCAUCGAGGACCGGACGUACACUCUGUGCGGUACGCCCGAGUACCUCGCACCGGAAAUCAUCCAGUCGCAGGGGCACGGAAAAGCCGUGGACUGGUGGGCGCUCGGUAUCUUGGCAUUCGAGAUGCUAGCGGGGUACCCGCCAUUCUUUGAUGAUCAUACCCUGGGGAUAUACGAGAAGAUUCUCCGGAAUGAGAUUGCCUUCCCGAGCCAUAUUGAUCCGUAUGCGAAGGAUUUGAUCAGGGGGCUGUUGACGGCGGAUAGGAGUAAGCGGUUGGGAAAUCUGAGAGGUGGGGCGAAGGACGUGAUGGGGCAUGCGUGGUUUGCGGGUGUGGAUUGGGGGAGUUUGGAGCGGAAAGAGAUUGGCGCGCCGAUCGUACCGAGGGUCACGAGUACCGGCGACUCCCAAAAUUUCCAGCGAUAUCCCCCUCCAAGACCUCACGAGCUCCCCGGGAUAUUCGGGCAGCACUAUGAGCCGGAGAAUGAUCAGUAUGCGGCGGCAUUCACAGAGUUUGAGUUCCCGGGAGGAGGACGGGAUGGGAAUGAGGGGGAUUUAUAG